Molecule: messenger RNA, 1095 nt
Organism: Pleurotus ostreatus (oyster mushroom)
Lineage: Eukaryota; Fungi; Basidiomycota; Agaricomycetes; Agaricales; Pleurotaceae
Exons: 7
Coding region: 1-1095 (364 amino acids)
Biological process (GO): glycerol-3-phosphate catabolic process; carbohydrate metabolic process
Cellular component (GO): cytosol; glycerol-3-phosphate dehydrogenase (FAD) complex
Molecular function (GO): NAD binding; glycerol-3-phosphate dehydrogenase [NAD(P)+] activity
Source: RefSeq, a predicted model, not a curated record
AUGACCCUUUCCCCAGAUAAAUCCAGAGUAGUCAUCUUCGGUGCUGGAAACUUUGGGAGCUGCCUGGCAGACCAUCUGGGGGACUCUGACCACGAUGUGUACAUGUGGUCGCGCGACGCGAGCAUCGUCGAACACUUCAACAAGUUCCACCGCAAUCCUCAAUUCCUCAAGGAGCACGCGUUCUCCGAAAACAUAAAAGCAAUCGGCCCCGAUCUUCCCACCGCCGACUUCCUCAGUGAGAUGGACGUUCUAUUAUUUGCCAUCCCUACACAGGGCUUGAGGUGCAACUUGAAGUUGCUUCGACCCAGACUUGAUGAGAACAAACUUCCUCUGCUCAUAUUUGUCAACAAGGGCAUAGAGAUGGGAACCAAUGCUCUAACUUUGGAAAUCAUCGCCGACACUUGCGGGGAACAUAUUGCCCGAGCAGCUACGUUUAUUUCUGGCCCUUCGUUCGCGAAAGAGAUUGUCAGACGACGCCCGACAUCAGUUUCUGUCGCAUCGUUCACAAUCUCGGAAGCAGAGAAGGCAACUCAGGUCUUCCAUCAACCAUGGUUCCGCUGUUACACCGGCGGUGAUCCCAUAGGCCUCGAGUUAGCUGGUGCCUUGAAAAACGUGUACGCUCUUGCUGCGGGGAUGUCUGAUGGCCUUGGCUAUGAGAAUAACACGCGAGCAAUGAUGAUCACAAGGGGUCUGGCAGAAAUGACAUGCAUCGGAACAGCGUUUGGCGCGGAACCCUUGACCUUCUUGGGCUUAGCUGGUGUUGGUGACCUCUUCCUUACGUGCAGCUCACCAACAAGUCGAAAUUACACGGUAGGCUACCGGCUUGGGCAAGGGGAGUCAUUGGAGACAAUAAUAGACACGCUUGGGAGCGUGGCGGAAGGAGUUUCAACGGCGAAGGCAGUUAAAAAUAUCAUCGAAGAGCUGGAUGUUAAAGCACCGAUAGCCACAAGUAUUUACAACGUCCUGUACGAAGGCAAAGAUGUCCGAACUGCGGUGUCUGACCUAAUGGCGAUGCCGCCGUCGCGAGAGCUGGAACUACCCCCGAAAGCUGGCGGACCCAAGUGGCGACUGGUGAAGAAGGUUGGUCUUGAGUGA